AUGACCCUGUCUGGAGGCGGCAGCGCCGGGGACAUGUCUGGACCCACGGUGCUGACGGCGGAAGAUGUGGACAUCGACGUGGUGGGUGAGGGCGACGAGGGCUUGGGCAAGGACAGCGACACCGAGAGCCGCCUGAGCCCGGAGCGGGGGGGCGAGCAGGAGGAGCCGGGGGACGGUGCCAGCGCCCCCGAGGGUGAGGCGGGGGAGAGCGUGGGGGCCGGGGUCGGGGUUGGGGUUGGGACCACGGGAAUUGGCCCCAACAAAGCCAAGUCGAGCCUGGUCAAGCCGCCUUACUCCUACAUCGCCCUGAUCACCAUGGCCAUCCUGCAGAGCCCCCAGAAGAAGCUGACCCUCAGCGGGAUCUGCGAGUUCAUCAGCAACCGGUUCCCUUACUACCGGGAGAAGUUCCCCGCCUGGCAGAACUCCAUCAGGCACAACCUCUCCCUCAACGACUGCUUCGUCAAGAUCCCCCGGGAGCCGGGCAACCCCGGCAAAGGCAACUACUGGACCCUGGACCCGCAGUCGGAGGACAUGUUCGACAACGGGAGCUUCUUGAGGCGAAGGAAACGGUUCAAGAGACAACCCGCCGACCCGCUCCGGGACCAGGCCACGCUCAUGAUGCAGACUUUCGGGGCUUACAGCCUGAGCGGUCCCUACGGUCGGCCUUACGGGCUUCACCCGACUUCUUACCCGGGUCACGGGCACCUUCAGUAUCCCUACAUCCCACCCGUGGGCUCUCUCCUGCCGCCCACGGUGCCCCUGAUCCCGGCCAGCAAGGCGUUCGGCUCCCCGCUCCCCCACCAGCUCAGUGCCAGUCCCAGCCUCAGCCCCGGCCUCCAGCUGCACAUCAGCAGUCUGGGCUCCGCGUCGAUCGUGAAGACGGAGCCGAGCGGGAGAACUUCCUUCAGCAUCGAGAACAUCAUCGGCGUCAGCAACAGUAACGGCGCACAGACACAGACUUUCUCUCGGCCUCCCAUCACCGUGCAGUCCGCGCUGCUCAGCCCGCAGCCGCUCUCCCUAUCCCGCUCCGCGGUGGGCUCGGCGAUCGCCCCCCUCCUCGGGGUCCCCACCAACAUCCUGUCCGGACAGUUCCUACAGUCAGCCGCCUCGGCCGCUGCCAGCAAGUGGGUAGCCCAGUGA
This is a messenger RNA of Callorhinchus milii (elephant shark), 1140 nucleotides long. RefSeq names its product forkhead box D3 (gene foxd3). The transcript has a single exon. Gene Ontology annotation, molecular function: DNA-binding transcription factor activity, RNA polymerase II-specific; RNA polymerase II cis-regulatory region sequence-specific DNA binding. Gene Ontology annotation, biological process: regulation of transcription by RNA polymerase II; cell differentiation; anatomical structure morphogenesis. NCBI's taxonomy places the organism in Eukaryota, Metazoa, Chordata, Chondrichthyes, Chimaeriformes, Callorhinchidae. The record is from RefSeq and is a predicted model, not a curated record. The coding region runs from base 1 to 1140 and encodes 379 amino acids.